AUGGGGCGCGAAGAUCAGAUCGAAGAGCGCGAGGUGCUCGAGUCGAUCUUCCCCGACGAGAUCACAGAUAUAUCUGAGGUCGAGUAUCGAGUAUCAAUCGCGUUGGACAUCCCAGGCGAGGAAGAAGAAGAGCCCCCGACGAUGCUCCUGCAAGUGCGCUACCCGCCCGAAUACCCCGAGAAGGCCCCCCACCUCGACGUCCUCGCCCCUCCCAAUGCGGUCCCCCAUGAGUUCUUCAAUGUCGCCGACGACCGCGAGCAGCUCCUGUCUACUCUCGACGAGACCAUCGAAGAGAACCUCGGCAUGGCAAUGAUCUUCACCAUUGUCUCGAUGCUUAAGGAGUCGGCCGAACAGCUGGUCCAGGAUCGCAAAGACGUCAUCACCAGAGCCCAGGAGGAGGCCCGCGCCGCCGCCGAGGUGGAGGAGAACAAGAAGUUCCACGGCACCGCCGUCACCCCGGAGAGUUUCCUCAAGUGGCGCGAGAGCUUCCUCAAGGAGAUGGAGGAGGUGCGGCAGCGCGAGGAGGACGAGCGCCUGGCCGAGAUGAAGAAGGCGAAGGUCAAGGAACCCACUAGGUUGUCGGGUAGACAGCUCUGGGAGGGCGGAAUGGUUGGCAAGGUCGAGGAAGAGGACGACGACGUGCCGAUCGAGGCCAUUGAGAAGCUCAAGGUCGAGGCGGCGUAA
Molecule: messenger RNA, 684 nt
Organism: Ilyonectria robusta
Lineage: Eukaryota; Fungi; Ascomycota; Sordariomycetes; Hypocreales; Nectriaceae
Product: RWD domain-containing protein
Exons: 2
Coding region: 1-684 (227 amino acids)
Biological process (GO): cytoplasmic translation
Molecular function (GO): protein binding
Source: RefSeq, a predicted model, not a curated record